Dreissena polymorpha is the source of this 2727-nucleotide messenger RNA. RefSeq names its product protein eyes shut-like. Gene Ontology annotation, molecular function: calcium ion binding. The record is from RefSeq and is a predicted model, not a curated record. Lineage: Eukaryota; Metazoa; Mollusca; Bivalvia; Myida; Dreissenidae. The transcript has 7 exons. The coding region runs from base 345 to 1253 and encodes 302 amino acids.
CGUGUCUAAAUCGUCCAUGCUACAUUAUUGGAACAUGCAAUUUUCAACAAGAAAUAUGUCGAUGUCUAAAGGGUUACGUUGGAUUUAACUGCACGGACAUCAACGAAUGUAGACACGGUCACGUUGACCCUUGUGGGCACAGAGGGGUGUGCAACAACACUCUCGGAGGUUUUGAAUGCCAAUGUUUGAGUGGGUGGACAGGACAACGCUGUGAAACUCAAACAUUAGAAAACUUCACCUGCCUGGCAGGUUACUAUGGUGACAGGUGUUCUGAAACAAUUUGUGGAUAUGGAUACCCAGAAGCACCUUCAUUGACUAGUACUGUUGUCAACAGCACAAUUUGUAUGUGCGAUGAGGGUUGGACUAAAAGUAGGAUCGAUGCACCUUGCAAUGUCGAUAUAGAUGAGUGCAUGCAAACGCCCUCGCUCUGCUUAAACGGAGGAACAUGCAGAAACACGGACGGAAGUUACCACUGCGAAUGCACCGGACUCUGGAAAGGCAUUUAUUGCUCCGAUUAUGUUACAACCUCGACUGAAGCUGAAGCGACAUCACAAAGUACAGUAAAGUUUACACAACAGUCUGCAACAACUCAACUACUUACUACGCAUGACCAUAGAGAAAUUGGUUCAACAAUCUUUUAUGCGACAGACAAAAACGAUAAAACAACACCAGAGUUUGUAGAGCAGAAUAUAACAGAAUAUGCACACCUGAAAGUGCCAGGAGCAAAAUCUACAGAACAGACUUCAAUAAGUCUACCACUGCAAACUGCACAGGUGGCUAAGCAAGAUACGACGCACACAAUUACAGAAAUGACCACAACAGUCCUUUAUGAAAAAGACCCAACAAAUCGUUAUACAUUAGAGGAUAGAUAUCUGACUACAACAGAUCAUCCUGAAACUAGUUCGACCGAACUUUUGUCAACACACACAGGCCGCAGUAAUUACACCACUGCAGACUAUUCACCAUCGGUAACUGACCCAGUCUUCAAAGAGGCACAACGAAAGCCGUCAAAUUGGACAACAUUGGAACUGACCACUGGAUUAUCUUUGACAAGAUUACCACCAGACCGUGAGAACGAAGAGGGAGGGAGAGAGCAGCUAACGGUCUGGAUGAUUGCCUUAAUAUCCAUGGGAGGAAUCCUUGCUUUCGUUCUGCUAUCGGUGUUCAUUGUGCUGAAAUACUAUACAGUGACCAACAACAUGUGUUCACUAUGCAAACGCAUGUUCAACAAAGUGGACGCGUCCCUUGCAUAGAAGAGGAAUAACUGCGAACUAACUGCGAACUAAAUGCGAACUAAACGUAAACGUAAAUGGCCAGAGGUUUGGUCGAUGGAGUUUGAAAGGUCGUUAACGAAGACUGUUUAACGAUAGCAGCGUAAAUUGUGUAACACACACAUUAACUGGUUUGCGUAUUUGUUGUAUUUUUGUGCAUUGUGUGUUUUGUAAAAUAUUUAAGUAUGUUGUUCAUAUUUUCAAGUAGCAGUAUUACUGUAUUAACAAUGUAUGUCUCAUACUGUUAAAUGUUUAUAGGCCUUGCAUUUGCUGUUUACGUAAGCAAUCAACCGCAACUAUAAUUCAACUCAAUCUUCUUAGAAUAAUUUGAUGUCUUCGAAGAUUUGUUUCAGUGCCUAUAUUAAAAAUAAAGUCCUCAUAAGUUACUUUAAUAAUAAAUUAUUGACAACGUAUAUAUUUAAUAUCUUCUUCGUAGUUGUUACGCUUAUUCUUUGUAUGUUGUUUACAAUUUAUUAGGUCACUUUUGAGGAAGAUAAACAUACAUAAUUGAACGUAUAUGUAUAAUACUAGGAUAUAAUUCCUUUAAAUGCGGCUUUGUGUCGUUGGACACAAGCACAUUCACUUGAACGUUGAAAACGAAAUAUUAAGCAGCAUCUGCUGUGCUUAGAAGUCUCUACGGUCGUUGCAGUAACUUAGUGACGUUCUUACAUUAACAGUCAGAACUCACGACAAUAGAACAUAAAUACGCAUGUUUAAAGGUCAACAUGCACGUUAUUUUUGAGGCUAUUUUAGUAACACUUCAAUGUCAAAUUUUCACUGUAACCGCAGAUGGAGACUGUCAUAUUGUACACAAGUCAACUAAUUAAUAAACUGUUAAUAUAAACAUAGCUUACAAGAAAGACCUUCCAAGGAAGGGAAUGAUUAUGUGGACAAUUUUGGCACUGCCAUUGACGCUAGCUAUCUCAACAGACCAAUACACAUGAAGAGCGAAAUAUAGACAAAUUUACAUGCGUUUUACCAGUUUUAACACUCAAUUCUUAGCGUCGCGGUCUCCUCAUUUUAAGAAUUCCAUAUGGAUUUUGUGUUAUUGUUAACACCGUAUGUCUUUUCUUAUUUGUGAUAUUUGUUACAGGUCACUUGAUUUGAAAACAGUACAGAAUAGAUUUACGGUUUGACAUGCUUUGAGCUGUUUUAAAAACCCAACGCUUUGCGUUAUCCGUUCCGAUGCGGUGACCCAAUUUUAAUAAUGCUAUAUGUGUUUUGUCUUGUUGUGAACGUGUUAUGUAUCGUUUUAUUUUGCUAAUACAUGACUUUUGGGUGGUUACAAGAGAUUUCCUCACGGUGAUAUCUCUCGGCAAUAAAUAUUUUCAAAUGUAUGUAUCUUUAUGCUUGUGCAUGUCUUGACUUGCUGCAAAAGGAAUGUUAGCACAGUUUAAAAGGAGAAAUGCUUUCGAGCAGAAAAGCGUUAAAAUAAAGGGAGAUAAAUAAUAUUUUU